Messenger RNA from Symbiodinium pilosum, 1683 nucleotides. The record is from the annotation of a GenBank genome assembly. NCBI's taxonomy places the organism in Eukaryota, Dinophyceae, Suessiales, Symbiodiniaceae.
AUGGCGAUCUUGACGGGGCUCUUUAAUGUUGGUAUGUGGUUCUAUGUUCUGGUGCAGAUGUCUGUUCGUCUACCAAAUGCCAUUGAGAGAAUCCCCCAAGCGGCUCUGGAUGAGAGGGUCUUUCGGAACACAACAUAUCUCAGCCUGGACGAUCUCGCUGAAGUCGUGGAUCCCACAGAGCUCAACGUCAACAUCAAUCGAAUGUUCAUAGUUGCCAGGGAAGUGUAUGAUUGGCACUUGCUCUUGAGGGCGUGCUUCUUCGGAUAUUUUUUCAUCUUGAUCAUGAAGUUCUUCAAGUCCUUCCAGGCAAACCCCCGGCUGGACGUUGUGGUGCAAACCAUUGUGCACUGCUCUGUGAACGUGGCUCACUUCGGCAUAGUCUUCUUCGCUAUCUUCUGUAGCUAUUCCUUCGCCGGCCAUUUCCUCUUGGGUCACAAGAUCAAGGGCUGGAGCUCCAUGUUGGGCUCGCUCUUCAUGUGCUGGAGUACCAGCUUAAACACCGAAAUGGUGCAGGAUUUCUCUAUCCCCGUCCAGGCUGUGUGCUUUGUCUGGACCCUCACGUACCAGGUCUUAGUGCAGCAGGUCAUGCUGAACAUGCUUUAUUGCAUUGUCUUUGACUCCUACUACUCCAUCAAGGGCGCCUCGGGGAAGCCGUUGACUUUGUAUCAGCAGAUCCAGGGUGCCAUUGCAGAUGCCAGAGAGACUCGAGGCUUUGUGGAGAUGUGGGUCUUGAUUGUGCAGAUGGAAGACGACGACUUCCCGGCCCAUCCAGCAGAAAUUGUCACAGUCAGAUCUUUGAAGCGUGCCUUUGAGAGGGAGGGCAUGUCCCGGACGAAUGCUGAGUACUUGGUGAAAAAAGCGGCGGACUUCGUCAAGGAGCAGACGGAGCAAGUUGAAAUCACCUUGUCAGAUGCCAUUCGGGUCACGGGGCACAUCCAGAACACCAUGCUGAAGACCUUGGAGCUGGGUGAGGAGUCCCUGGACAUGAUCAAGACCGAAGCCAGGAAUAAAGAGGCGGCGGAGAAAGCCAAAGAGCGCUCUGCAUUCGUGUCCAACAACAUGAAUGACGUGCCUGGCCUGGACACGAAGCAGGAUGUCAACAUGUCAGAAAGCCAGUGGCGAGUGUCGGAUGAGGUCUGUGACGCAGUGGAGAUUACUCUGCACAACAUCUCUAGCCUUCUCGACCACUGCCGGCAAGAACAGACCGACUUAGCCGGGGAUGUCAAUACUGCAUUGCAGGACAUCUGGCGCGAGGAGGACAAGAGGUACAAGGAUUUGGAUGUCUUGCUGCACGAGCUGGAGCACGGGCUUCAGGCUGUGGAGCGCAGCAUUGGUUCCAUGGGCGUCUCCUUCAGUGGCACCAACUUUCAACAGCUCGCUUCGGUUCCCGAGCGCUUGGACGACCCAGAUCUGUUGCAGCUGCUGCUCUCGGGAGAGGAGAGAGGAGGCGCUUGCGUGUCCCGCCUCGAUGCCAAGCUGGGCGAGCUCAAGCAGCAGAUGCAUGAGCUCAGUGGAAAAGCCGGCGACACAGCCGAGUUGCGGGACUUGUUUUGGAAGGUCGAAGUGAAUAUGCGAAAGCUGAACAAUGGCAAGGGGGUGAUUCCCAUGAAAUGCUUCAUCAGGGAACAGCCAAAACCUGAGAAAAGGCAGAGAAGACCCGACUCCCGCGAGGAUGAUGACUGA